CCGCGCCCGCCCCUUCCGCCCCGGCAGCCAUGGAGGCGGCGCCGCCGCUGUUCUCCUUCGGUGUCAUCACGGAUAUCCAGUACGCGGACGCGGAGGACGGUUACGACUUCGAGGGGUGCCGCCGGCGGUAUUACCGGCAGAGCCUGCAGCUGCUGAGGGACGCUGUGGAAGCGUGGGCCGCCGAGAAGCCGCCGCUCGCCUUCGUGCUGCAGCUGGGGGACAGCAUCGACGGCCUCAACGCCGGCGGCGGCACGGCCGAAGCCGCCUUGGAGCGGGUGCUGGAAGUUCUGGGGCGGCUGCCGGUGCCGGUGCAUCACGCGUGGGGGAACCACGAGUUGUACAACUUCAGCCGGGCGCGGCUGCUGCGCAGCAGCCUGCACGGCUCGGCCGCCGCCUCGGCCGGCACGCCCGCCGCCUGCCAGGCCUAUCACUUCAGCCCGGCCGCUCGCUUCCGAGUCGUCGUGCUCGAUGCCUACGACCUCAGCAUCCUGGGCAGGGAGCCCGGCAGCCCCCGCUACCAGGAGUCCCUGCGGCUGCUGCGGGAGAAGAACCCCAACGACAACCUCAACAACCCUGAAGGACUCGAAGAGCCUCGGUUUGUAGAGUUCAAUGGAGGAUUUAGCCAAGCCCAGCUGGACUGGUUCAAUGAAGUCCUCAAGUUCUCUGAUGAAAACCAGGAAAAAGUUGUAGUUAUGGGUCAUCUUCCCAUUCAUCCAGAAGCUUCAAACGCAGUUUGCCUAGCCUGGAAUUAUGAAGAUGCCCUUUCUGUCAUCCACUCCCAUCAGUGUGUGGUUUGCUUCCUGGCAGGACACCUGCACGAUGGUGGCUACUGUUUAGACUCUCAUGGAGUCCAUCAUGUGACUUUGGCAGCAAUUAUUGAAACUCCACCUGAAAGCAAUGCCUUUGGAACUAUUUACGUCUAUGAAGAUAAAAUGAUACUAAGGGGAAGAGGCAGAAUUUCAGACAGAAUUAUGACUUUCUGAAAAUGUGUGUUGGCCAAGAUUCUCGCAUCUCUUUGUUCACAUAAAUGUACAGCCAGGCCACAAAGGGGAAGAGGGCAACCACAAUGGCAGCAGUCAAGCUCACUCCACUCAGUGGACUCCUGUAAAGAAGCAAAUGCAACAGAACUACUUCAAAUCAGACCCUAGGAAACACUCACGUCUGCCAGCAGUUGGAAAGAGAGCAGGAAGUCUUCAGCCACUCUCAUAUUGCUCCUGUGGAUGUGUUAGCAGAGUCCUUUACUGCAGAGGCACCACCUGCCAGCACAAAAGGUUUUUCUACCACCUCAGGCUACAUAAACCAGGUGAAAGAAAAGGAAAAGGUUGCCCAGGCAUCUGUGAUGUGUUUUCCUGGCACAAAGAUACUUUUUGGCAGAUUAGGAUUUUUCAUACUCCCUGGAUUUGAGCAAAGCUGCUGUAGUCCAGUCUUCUGAAGGGGCUGGAGGGGAAAGUGUGGAGCCAUUGCAGCCAGCUGCCUUCUGCCAGCUCUGCCUGCAUCAGCUGCCUGCUCUGGAGGAUGUAGCAGACACCAGUAGAGAGACUCUCCUUGGAAAGUUCUGUGAACUGGGAGCAGUGGCAGAAUUGUCUUUGCAGUCUAAUAACAGUUGUGUCCAACAGUCACUGCCCUGGGAGCAGUCCCACAGAAGGAGCACACCGUGCUUAUGCAAAGGGAGAACGUCCUCACUGGGGCAGGGGACAGAUUAAACCAUUUAGUGUAGCUUUACUUUCUCCCCAGAGUUUGACCUGUGCAAGAUUCUACAGCUGUAGCACCAGCUACUACAACUUGGGUAUCUGAGAAGGUUCAGGCAGUGACAUGAAACAGAAAAGCAAGGAACCAAAAUGUGUUUUCCAGAAGUUACUCAAUGGGAACGUGGGAGUGGAUUAAAGAGAACAGAAACAAAACUUACUUUGCUGAACUGCGACAAAGGCUCAUCCACACUGUAAUAAUCACCAGGCCAAACAACUCUCUGAAGAGCCAAACAGAAAGCAGGGCAGGAAAUAAUACAAACAGAGGUUCACUUUGAAAAAAAUACCAACUUUGCCUCCAAACAGUAGUUUCUGCUCCUUUGGAAAAGUUCUGUGUAUUGUACUAGGAUUAUGAUUAUAAAGGUGUUUACAGGAGUAACUUUGCUUCCCACCACAAAUCUACAAACACAUGUGUCCCCUGUACAGCUGCAGAAAUUCCUGCUUCCACUUUUUGUUCUGCACUUAUGUUCCACUGCAUGUUUCCCUCAUUAACACCGAGCAAAGAAGCAUCCCAGGGCUCCAGCCCAUGAACAGCCACAGCAGCUGCCACUGCUUCACCUCAGUGAUGUGCAGGCACCUCAUUUAGGCAACAACCAAAUGUCCAGGUGAGAAAUCCUCCCUCUCCCUCAAUCCCUGGCACUUCAGAGGACUCAGCAGGCCCUGACAGAUAAACAUACAUAUGGUAUCACCUCAACAGUGUUUAAAACAUCAAUUCCCAGUGUUACAGCUCCAGCAAGAGAACACAAAGCUGUUUCAGUGUGUCCUGGUCUUUGAAAGCCAGAACUGCCUCCAAUUAAAUCUUAACUGCCACAACCAGGCAAUCAAUCCUGACUGCUCACUCUCCCUUUAGCUCUUUUGUCCAACAAAUUGCUGGUUUGGAGCACUAAGGUCCCUUCUCUGUGCUUUGAAUCCCCUGGACCAAAAGCACUCACUGCAACAGCCCAGCAAAUAAGGUUUAGCCUGAAGGAUAUCACCUGGCCUGCUGAAUUUGUGAGGGAAAAGAAAAAUCACUGCUUACCUGCCUUCCUCUUCAUGCAAAAUGUUUCCUUGAGUGUAAGAAAACAAAGAGCAAGCCAAGACAAUGGUCCCAACAAUACAACCAGCAGAAUGAAGGCCACAGAGGCUCCUCCAAACACCAUUAUCUGGGGAAAAAAAUAGACUGUCAGCAACUGCAGUAUAGCAUGAAGUAAACCCUAUAAAUCAAAAGCAAUGGGCGUACUAAAAAAGCUGCCUCCAGCAAACACACACAUCUUAGACAGGAAGAUGGAAUUAAUACCAGCAUCUUUAUGACCAGGGAAAUCUGCUAAAAAAGUGCUGCUGAAAAUAAACACCAGUGGGCUUGGGGCUUGCUUUCCUGGGAAUGAAACUUGGCAGCAGCACCUCAAUGAAAACUCUUUCCUGUUCUCUCCAGCAAACAAAACAGGCUCCAGCAUUCAACAUUCAUAGAACAAAAACACAAGGUGGAUUAAAAAUGAAAGUUCUCUUGAGCAACAGGAACAGAAACAGCCUUUCCAUAGCUCGUGGCCACAAGCAGACACUCAGCAGGCCCUUGUCCUGUUGCUAGGUACAAGAGAAAAAAGUGCUGCCCCAACCUCCUGACACCCACCAUUUAGAUAUUUGUAAAUGUUAAUGAGAUCCCCCCUCAGGCUUCUCUUCUCCAGACUGAACAGCCCCAGGUCCCACAGCCUUUCGUCAUAAGGAAGAUGCUCCAGUCCCCUCAGCAUCUUGGUGUCCCUGCACUGGCCUCUCUCCAGCAGUUCCCUGUCCCUCUUGAGCUGGGGAGCCCAGAUCUGGAACACAGGACUCCAGAUGAGGCCUCACCAGGGCAGAGUAGAGGGGGAGCAGAACCUCCCUCGAGCUGCCGGCCAGUGAUGAUGAGCAUCUCUGCCUGGGGACUGAUGUUUUUAAACAGAGGAAUAGAGCAGAUGUGAAACAUCUGAUCAGGCCUGCAGAUUCUUGUGGUUUUCCAGGCCCAGUCCCGGGCUGGCGGGUGAGAGGUGUGCAAACGACAUGGGCAGCUCUCACUGAUCUCAGUGAUGCCAACAGCAAAAAUCAUUAAGUUAAAAGCAGUCUUUUAUGGGCACUGACUCCUCCUGGCAAGCAUUACAGAAGAUCAGCUGCCAAAAUGUAAGAGCUCAGCAUGACCCAAUGUGGUAAUCGAUUCCUCAUUUGGCUGAACUUACUGUAGCUCAGCAGAGGUGGAAUCUGGGUCUUCCACAGACCUGAAUGGCAAAUAUCCCUCAGUGAAUUUACAUAAAUGUCUGGUUAUACAAUAUUUGGGCUAUUUUUGUCUUUA
Messenger RNA from Colius striatus (speckled mousebird), 4041 nucleotides. RefSeq names its product ADP-ribose/CDP-alcohol diphosphatase, manganese dependent (gene ADPRM). Gene Ontology annotation, molecular function: CDP-glycerol diphosphatase activity; ADP-ribose diphosphatase activity; manganese ion binding. Bases 30 to 983 code for a protein of 317 amino acids. Lineage: Eukaryota; Metazoa; Chordata; Aves; Coliiformes; Coliidae. The record is from RefSeq and is a predicted model, not a curated record. The transcript has 4 exons.